AUGGCAGAGAUUGCGGGCAUUGUGCUUGGGGCGGUACCUCUCCUCAUAUCCGCCCUAGAACACUAUCAAGACAUCAUCGGCCCCGUCAUCAGGUUCAAGAACUGGAGAGGAGAACUAGGGACUCUCAUACUGCGUCUUGUCACCGAGCGUGCUUCAUACGACCAGAACCUGCGAAUCAUGCUACUAAGGAGUGUGGGAGCAGAAGAAUUGGAACAGAUGAUUGCCGACCCUCAGAGUCAGCUUUGGAAUUCGAAAUAUCUCGCUGAUGACAUGGAAACCGAGCUAGGUCGAGCUUACAAACCAUGCAUGGGUUUGGUGAAGAAUAUUGCCGAGUCAUUAGAGACGAUAGCGACGAACCUCAACAUCGAGGGAUCAGAUAAGGUUCCGCGAGAUGGCCUGAGAGCAGUCGUUUCGGCAAAUGCUCCGGCAUCAAACGCCUCGGAAGGCAGCUCUCGUUUUCACUUCCGGAAACGAGUUGACUUCACGAUGAAGCGGCGGGAUCUCAGCAAGACUCUGAAGGCGAUGGAGGAAUACAACGACAAGUUGAGAGUCCUCCUUGAUGGAGCAGGCAAGAUUAAUUCCAUACAAGAGGAUGAAGGACUGUCUGCGAAUACUCGUAUGCGCACGAUGCUGGACGAAUACACCAAAGACGACAACGACGACGACAAUAACGAUAGCGACAGCAGAAAUAGCAACGACGACAACAACAAUGACGACAGCAGCAAUAGCAACAACGACAACAACAAUGACGACAACAACGACAGCAACGACCAAUAA
Molecule: messenger RNA, 777 nt
Organism: Colletotrichum karsti
Lineage: Eukaryota; Fungi; Ascomycota; Sordariomycetes; Glomerellales; Glomerellaceae
Exons: 3
Coding region: 1-777 (258 amino acids)
Source: RefSeq, a predicted model, not a curated record